UUUGGCAUUUGGGUGAUUUGUUUAAUAAUAAAAAAAAAAAAUGGAGAAGAUUUUUAUCACAACACCCAUUUUAUUGGACUCUGUUAUAUGCCAACGUCCCCUCUUCUCUCUGUCUCUUUCCCCUCCGUUUCAACAUACUCGGUGCAGUGUUAAAGCAACUUAUAGUCAUUCAGCUAUGGACGUCUCUGGAGGUCAAAGUGUGUAUCCUUUACACCGUUGCAAAACUAUACAUCUGGUGAGGCAUGCUCAGGGGAUUCACAAUGUGGAAGGAGAAAAGGACCACAGUGCCUACCGAUCUCCACACCUUUUUGAUGCACACCUUACUCCUCUUGGCUGGCAGCAGGUAGACAAUCUACGGAAACAUGUUCACGCGUCUGGAAUUUCUAAGAAGGUGGAACUAGUUGUCACUUCUCCUCUAUUGAGGUGUAUGCAAACAGCAGUUGGAGUUUUUGGUGGAGAAGGAUACACAGAUGGAAUAGAUGUUCCCCCACUCAUGGUGACAGAUGCAGGAAACAGUAACCAUCCAGCAAUUUCAAGUUUAAAUUGCCCUCCCUUCAUUGCGGUGGAGGGUUGUCGUGAACACUUGGGAGUUCAUUGGUGUGAUAAGAGGAGAAGCAUUAGCGAAUACAAGCCUCUAUUCCCUGCAGUUGAUUUUUCCUUGAUUGAAUCUGAUGAUGACGUUCUCUGGGUGCCUGAUAUUAGAGAGUUAAAUGAAGACGUUGCUUCCAGAGGAAUGGAGUUCUUCAAGUGGCUGUGGACACGGAAGGAGAAGGAGAUUGCUAUUGUGACACACAGUGGAUUCUUGACCCAUACACUCAGUGCAUUUGGUAAUGAUUGUCAUCCAGAUGUGAAGAAUGAGAUAGGCAGACGAUACGAGAACUGUGAACUUCGGUCCAUGGUUAUCGUUGACAGAAGCAUGAUUGGAUCAGAUUCUUCAGCAACUGAUUAUCCAGGAAAAAUUCCAAGUGGAGUAGAUGCGCCAAGUGACAAUACAUGUAUUGAUCAUCCAGAUGGAUUGCCACACUGAUGAUAUUCCAAGCAACGGCCAUAAAAAAUGUUUGAGUUUGGGUUGCUUUAGGAUUCUGUCAAAGUAAUGUAUUGGAUCAUCUCAUUUGGAGCAAAUUGUGGCUGACUCCAAAUAUAUCAUAUUCUUGAACAAAGUAGACUAAUCCAAAUUUAUUGGUAAGGUACAAGCAACAGUUUCGAUGCCUUACAAUUAGUAGCAAGUAUUUGUUGUAGUAGUCCAAUCACAUUUCAUACACAUACGAUAUAAGUCAUCUUUUUUCGCAAUUGAGAAGUACUGGGGUUUCAGACUUUCAGGUA
Lycium ferocissimum is the source of this 1323-nucleotide messenger RNA. RefSeq names its product phosphoglycerate mutase-like protein 1. Gene Ontology annotation, cellular component: cytoplasm. The transcript has 11 exons. Lineage: Eukaryota; Viridiplantae; Streptophyta; Magnoliopsida; Solanales; Solanaceae. Bases 41 to 1027 code for a protein of 328 amino acids. The record is from RefSeq and is a predicted model, not a curated record. Gene Ontology annotation, molecular function: phosphatase activity.